Molecule: messenger RNA, 1641 nt
Organism: Kwoniella botswanensis
Lineage: Eukaryota; Fungi; Basidiomycota; Tremellomycetes; Tremellales; Cryptococcaceae
Product: GTP cyclohydrolase II
Exons: 3
Coding region: 1-1641 (546 amino acids)
Biological process (GO): riboflavin biosynthetic process
Molecular function (GO): GTP cyclohydrolase II activity
Source: RefSeq, a predicted model, not a curated record
AUGUCCCAUUCUCAAUCCCACUCUGCACCCAGCCAAGGCGAUCUAGAUGUUCUCGCUCUUCUUACAUCCGAUUCUACCAACCUCGGACCUUUGCCUCCGCAGGGCCAACAAGGGCAAAGAAACAAGAAGGCUCUGCCAAAAAGGGAUAGUCCGAUGGAUGCGCUCAUGAUCAGCGCGGUGAUAGCGGGAAGUGAGAAGAUAAGUAGACAUCAUUUUGGACAUGGAGCGAUACCUCGAACAGGUACAUACGCAUCAUGCGACGAGUCCCGCCCAUCGUCUCCUUCACCUCAUUCAGCGAAAUUCACCAUGCGUUCGAGCCAGGCGCCGAGAAGUGAAAGAUUGCGUUUGGAAGCUGAGGCAAAAGCAAAAACUCAAGAUCAACAAGGAUCUUCAUCGAAUACAAUUCCAAUGACCUCAAAGCCUAAAAGGAAGAUGUCUAUUGAUCCCGUCCCGAUUUCUCAGACAUUACAAUUAUCUUCAUCUCCCUCAUCUUCAUCACACUCUUUCAAUUACUUCCAUCCUACUCCAUCCCAUUCCUCUUUCGCAGCAGCAAGCGCUACAAAAAGCGGUCGAGCAAAAGUACGUUGUAUGGCACGUACUCGUAUACCCACCCCUCAUGGCGAACUAUUCCUUCACUUGUAUCAUAAUAGUCAAGAUACAAAGGAACAUCUGGCCAUCGUCAUCGAUCCUAUACAACUUGAUGACAAAGCCCGCAAGGCAGCACCAAAGGGGAGAAAGGAGAUAAGGAGUAAAUCGUUGGACGCUGUGUGGAGAGAGGGCGAAACUGAGAUGGAAAGGAUAGUAAGAGGUGCAUAUUCAGGAAGACUCUCACCUGGUCAAACUACCUCUAGUCAAACUACCGAUAACUCGAUUGAUGAUGUAGAAAUGGGAAUCUCCGAACAAUUGGAUGAAUUGCCAAUUCAAGACCAAGAUGUUAAACCGUUAGUCAGGAUUCACUCUGAAUGUUACACGGGCGAAACGAUAGGUUCGAUGCGAUGUGAUUGUGGUGAACAGCUUGAUGAGGCAUUACGUCAGAUUGCUUUGCCCCAGCAGCUCAAAUCUCAAAUAUCGAAUCAGUUCCAUCAACAUGCCCACGGAAAUGGGAUAUUACCUACACCUGAUCCUUCAAGAGGAUCAUCCCCCUCCGUUGGAGAAAGGGGCAGGGCUGUUCCAGGAAGGGGAGUAGUGAUUUACCUCCGACAGGAAGGUCGAGGUAUAGGCCUCUUGGAAAAAAUCAGAGCGUAUAACUUGCAAGAUCUGGGAAAUGACACUGUCACGGCGAACUUGAUGUUGGGUCAUGGAGCUGAUGAAAGGAAAUAUGAUGUCGCUGCUGAGAUCUUACGUGAUUUGGACCUAGCGGAAGAAGGGAUACGAUUGUUGACUAAUAAUCCAGAGAAAGUCGAGGGAUUGUCAAAAGAGGGUAUAAGGAUUGUUGAGAGGGUGGGGAUGAUACCGAGAGAUUGGAAGUGUCAUACUCAGAACGAAAAUGAUGAAAAGGAAUACAAGGAGUAUAGAGAAAGAAGAGCUGGAGUGGGAUUGAUUGGGUCGGGAGCUGCAAAAGGACCGGAGUUGGAGAAGUACUUGAGAACCAAAGUGGAGAGAAUGGGUCAUAUGAUUGAUAUACCGGAGAACCUACAGUGA